This is a messenger RNA of Scomber scombrus (Atlantic mackerel), 1120 nucleotides long. It is a transcript of the gene glt8d2, whose product is annotated as glycosyltransferase 8 domain containing 2. The transcript is spliced from 9 exons. The coding region runs from base 1 to 1074 and encodes 357 amino acids. The record is from RefSeq and is a predicted model, not a curated record. Gene Ontology annotation, cellular component: Golgi apparatus. Gene Ontology annotation, molecular function: glycosyltransferase activity. Lineage: Eukaryota; Metazoa; Chordata; Actinopteri; Scombriformes; Scombridae.
AUGGCUCUUUUGAGAAAAAUUAAUCGGGUCCUCCUGGUGCUGCUGGUGCUGAUGGUGUGUCUCCUCCUGCACAGCACACUACUCAGAGCCUCCAUUCGGCCCAAAGUCUCAGGUACAAAAACAGCACAAGGUCCUCAAGCGAAGCUGUCAGAGGAGGAUAAUGUCAUCCCUGUCAUCAUCUGUGCAUCAGAAGAACGUAUGGGUGCAACCAUGGCGACCAUCAACAGCAUCUAUAGCAACACAGAUGCUAGUGUGUUCUUCUAUAUUGUUACUCUCCGUGAUGCCAUCAAAAUGGCCAGACGUUACAUAGAGAAGACUAAGCUGAAAAGCAUCAAGUACAAGUUAUUGGAGUUUAACCCCAUGGUUCUUCGAGGAAAGGUGAAGCCAGAUUCCUCUAGACCUGAUCUGCUACAUCCACUCAACUUUGUUCGCUUUUACAUACCUCUGCUAGACAUCACCCAUAAUAGGGUCAUAUACUUAGAUGAUGAUGUCAUUGUGCAAGGUGACAUCAAGGAUCUGUUCAGUAUGAAACUGAAGCCAGGACAUGCUGCUGCUUUCGCCACUGACUGUGACCUGCCCUCUACGCACGAGAUGGUGCGCAGCAUCGGUAUGCAGACAACCUACAUGGGCUUCCUGGACUACAGGAAACAGGAAGUAAAAGAUCUGGGAAUUAACCCCAGCGAUUGUUCUUUCAACCCUGGAGUGUUUGUGGCAGAUGUCAAAGAGUGGAAGAAACAGAAGAUCACCAAAGAGCUGGAGAAAUGGAUGCAAGAAAAUUUCGAAAAUAACAUAUACAGCAGUGCCAUGGCGGGAGGCGUGGCAACUCCACCCAUGCUGAUAGUUUUUCAUGACAAACAUACAACACUGGACCCACUGUGGCAUGUCAGACACCUGGGCUGGAGUCCAGAUGCUCGCUAUUCAGACAGCUUCCUGCAGGGAGCUCACCUGCUGCACUGGAACGGCCCAUUCAAACCGUGGAAUUACCCUGCUGUGCAUAUAGAUCUAUGGGAGAAGUGGUUCAUACCAGACCCCUCUCGAAAGUUCUCCUUGGUACGACCUGAGAACCUGAUCUGAGGUCUGUGGAUUGUACCACGUCUGAGCCACGGGUUGGCAUGAGGCA